ACUUUUUUUUUCCCAAAUCAAGUCAUUUAAAAAAAAAAAAACCCAAAAACAGUAAAAAGUAACGUUUGCCUUUUCUAUUGCGAUUUUGAGUAUACAUUGCUUUUAGAUCUCUGCGCAAAUUGUUGAGGGCGCAUUUGUUAUCAGAAAGGCCUGGCUCUGGACAGCUAUUUAAACUCCAGCCACCAGGGGGCAGUACAUUCAAUGGCACCUUCACGAGUAGCUGGAGGGUUAACUCAAUCUUCCUCAAGUUCUGGAAUUUUCUUCCAAGGAGAUGGACAGUCCCAGGUUGUAGUUAACACUCACUUGUGCUCACCUUAUGAGAACUCAUCUAAUUUAAUUCCUGGAACUGGGCAUCCUAAUCUGGCUCCUGUUUCGGGGGACAUGAACAGUGCUGUCUUGAACAAUGUGGCGAACUCAGGACCUAGUGUUGGGGCAAGUUCUUUUGUCAAAGAUGCAAAUUUGGCAUUUUCAAGAGGUCCCCAUUUGCAGAGAAGUGCUAGCAUAAAUGCAGAUUCAUAUAUGCGCCUGCCAGCAUCGCCCAUGUCGUUUUCUUCCAACAAUAUAAACAUGUCAGGUUCAUCGGUCAUUGGUGGAUCCUCUAUUGGCCAGCAUGGCUCACAUCAAGACCCCAGUGUCCAACAAAUGCAGCAGAGUCAGCAGCUGCAGCAAGGGGCCUCAAGUGCUUCAUCUUUGCCCAUUUCACAAACUGGGCAAGUUUCACUUACUAUGGGUCCACGAGGCCCAGGGACUUUUGUGCAAGACCCUAAUAUUGUAUCCCAGGUGCAGAAAAAAACUCGAGUAGAUGUCAAGCAAGAAGACAUUCUGCAGCAGCAGGUGUUGCAACAACUGCUGCAAAGACAGGAUUCCAUGCAGUUGCCAGGUCGAAACCCUCAUUUAGAAGCCUUGAUCCAGCAGCAGAGACUUAGGCAACAACAAAUGUUACAGUCAAUGCCACCAUUGCAGAGAGCCCACUUGCAGCAACAAAUGCAAUUGAGGCAGCAGUUGCAACGACAGGACAUGCAGCAAGUAGCCUCAAUAAAGCGUCCCUCUGAUGGUGUAUGUGCUCGCCGGCUAAUGCAAUACCUAUAUCAUCAACGCCAAAGGCCAUCUGACAAUACCAUUGCAUAUUGGAGGAAAUUUGUGGCAGAAUAUUAUUCUCCUCGUGCCAAGAAAAGGUGGUGUUUAUCUUUGUAUGAUAAUGUUGGGAGUCAUGCACAUGGCAUUUUCCCUCAAGCAGCUAUGGAUACCUGGCAGUGUGAUAUUUGUGGGUCUAAGUCUGGAAGAGGGUUUGAGGCAACUUUUGAAGUUCUCCCCAGACUUAAUGAAAUCAAAUUUGGGAGCGGAGUGAUUGAUGAGCUUCUGUUUUUGGAUUUGCCUCGUGAAUGUAGAUUUCCUUCUGGAAUAAUGAUGCUGGAGUAUGGAAAAGCAGUUCAGGAGAGUGUAUACGAGCAGCUUCGUGUUGUUCGUCAGGGUCAGCUUCGUAUCAUAUUCACUCAGGACUUAAAGAUAUUGUCCUGGGAGUUUUGUGCACGUAGACAUGAAGAACUUUUGCCUCGUCGUUUAGUUACACCUCAGGUAAAUCAGUUACUUCAGGUGGCACAAAAAUGCCAGAGCACAAUUUGCGAAGGUGGAUCUGAGGGGGUUUCUCAGGAGGACUUGCAAACGAACAGCAAUAUGGUUCUGACUGCUGGACGUCAGCUUGUGAAGAGUUUGGAGUUACAGUCACUGAAUGACUUGGGUUUUUCAAAGAGAUAUGUGAGAUGUUUGCAGAUUGCUGAGGUUGUCAAUAGCAUGAAAGAUCUGAUGGAUUUUUGUCGAGAACACAAGUUUGGGCCAAUUGGGGGCUUGAGAAACUAUCCCAAACAUGCCACUGCAGCCAAGCUCCAAACGCAGGAAAUGGAGCACCUAGCAAAUGCUCAGGGUCAGCCAACUGAUAGGAAUACCCUCAACAAACUGAUGGCAUUACAUCCUGGAAUAAACAAUCCAAUGGGCAGCAGCAAUCACAUUGCUGGUGGAGGAGCCUCAAGUGGUUCAGCUCAAGCUACUUUGGCACUUACUAACCACCGGAAUCUGCUCCGUAGGCAGAAUUCAGUUAAUUCAAGCCCCAACUCACAUCAUCAGGAAACUUCAUCUUCCUUCAAUAAUUCUAUUCAUAGUCGAUCAAUUUUCCAAGGGUCUGUGGCCUUGUUACCAGGAUCCAUGCAGUCCCUGCCUGUUAGUGGCCUAUCAAGCCCCAGUUUAGCAGCUCACCAGCCUACAGCCAGCACUAAUGACUUAAUGAAACAGAACCACCCAGAGUCUUCUCAGGAUAACCAGGCUUUACAACAACAAAUGAUCCACCAGCUACUCCAUGAGAUGUCUAAUAACAAUACGGGAGGUCAACAGCAAUCGUUGAGUGGGCAUAAUGGGACUGGAAGUGAGGGAAGAAAUGGAGUAUGCUUUGGAAGUAAUGCCCCUGCUUCUGCUGCAGCUACCUCUAAUGUAUCAGGUGGUGUUGCAGGCCCUGCACCAAGUCAAAGCAACAGUUUUAAAGCUGCUUCAAACAGCGACUCUUCAGCUGCUGGUGGCAGCAAUGUAUUCACGCGGGGAAUACCAGAUCUGCCUCAAAAUCAGCUCCAUUUCCAGGAUGAUAUAGUUACAGAUAUAGCUCAUGAGUUUACAGAAAAUGGUUUUUUUAACAGUGACCUUGACGAUGAUCAAGGUUAUGGGUGGAAGGCAUGAGUAAACGUGGUUUGGCUCAACACCAAUUAAAAAUGGCUUCUGAUGGGUGAGUAUUGGCAAAUCGUUGUACAGAAAUUUUGAAAUAGCUGCGCUUUUCUUUAUUGUUUUUCUCUUCGGGCUUCUUUUAACAUGCCAUCACUGUGACAUCACUAGCUUUGUUCUCCAGGUGAUCUUUUUCCUUUCUGAUCCCUUUAUUUUCCAAGCUUUUCCAGUUUUCAAGUCUUGCAAGUGUAAUCUAUUGAACGAACUUGAGAACAGAUUUAUUCUCUCAUAAUAUGAUAUAUUACAUGUUUCAUUGGACAGCGUUUAUGAUUCA
Messenger RNA from Gossypium raimondii (Peruvian cotton), 3037 nucleotides. Its product is annotated as probable transcriptional regulator SLK2. Gene Ontology annotation, biological process: negative regulation of transcription by RNA polymerase II; positive regulation of transcription by RNA polymerase II. The record is from RefSeq and is a predicted model, not a curated record. The transcript is spliced from 10 exons. Bases 202 to 2721 code for a protein of 839 amino acids. Gene Ontology annotation, cellular component: nucleus; transcription regulator complex. Lineage: Eukaryota; Viridiplantae; Streptophyta; Magnoliopsida; Malvales; Malvaceae.